AUGGAAAGGGGAAUCAGCAUCGCGAUUGACCGUGGUGGCACGUUCACCGAUUGUGUGGGUAACCCAGGCACAGGACGCAUGGAAGAUGACAUCGUCAUCAAGCUAUUGUCGGAAGACCCAUCCAAUUAUGAAGAUGCCCCGAUCGAAGGUAUCCGGCGGAUCCUCUCCAAAUUCACCGGCCGAGAGAUCCCUCGUGGGGAGCCAAUAGAUACCUCCCAGAUCCGAAGCAUCCGUAAAGGCACCACUGUCGCCACAAAUGCGUUGUUGGAAAGAAAGGGCGAAAGAAUGGCCCUCAUUGUAACCAAGGGCUUCAAGGACUGUCUUCUGAUCGGAAACCAGUCUCGUCCAAAAAUCUUCGACCUAUCCAUCCAGCGCCCAGACGUCCUAUACGAUCGGGUUGUCGAAAUCGACGAACGAGUCACGCUAGAGGACUAUGCGGAAGAUCCCACUCGGCAAACGACACCGACGCCUCCACGGGAAGAAACUGGUCCAGAUGUAGAUCUUGUGCGUGGCUUGUCAUCCGAGGCCGUUCGGAUCCUCAAAAGGCCCUCCGAAGGUAUUGCAGGCUUCAAAGGCGGACUGGGCACUGAAAAUGUCAAGAGACAUGGAGAAGUCCAGAGUGCUCGCUGCGAAUUCAUGCAAUCUGAUGGCGGUUUAGUAGAUGUCGAUAGGUUCUCUGGCUUGCGAGCGAUUCUCUCCGGUCCUGCCGGCGGCGUGGUAGGGUAUGCAUUAACUUCUUAUGACCCCAAGACCAAAAUCCCGGUGAUCGGAUUCGAUAUGGGUGGUACCAGCACCGACGUCAGCAGAUAUGGUUCGGGCCGGUACGAACAUGUCUUCGAAACCACUACUGCCGGAGUGACCAUCCAGUCACCACAGUUAGACAUCAAUACGGUUGCAGCCGGUGGCGGUUCCCGACUCUUCUUCCGUAAUGGCCUCUUCGUCGUCGGCCCUGAGUCUGCCGGUGCCCAUCCCGGACCUGCCUGCUAUCGCAAGGGAGGUCCAUUGACAGUAACCGAUGCCAAUCUCUUCCUUGGUAGAUUGAUUCCCGAAUUCUUCCCUAAGAUCUUUGGCCCACAUGAAAACGAGGGACUAGAUGAAGCCGCCAGUCGAAAGCUCUUCGAAGAUCUGGCCGCAGCCAUCAACAAGGACCAAAAUAAGAAGAUGACUGCCGACGAAGUGGCCUUCGGGUUUAUUAAAGUCGCCAAUGAGACAAUGACUCGCCCCAUACGUUCUCUCACAGAAGCAAAGGGCCAUGACACCUCCAAGCAUAGAUUGGCUACCUUCGGCGGCGCGGGUGGGCAGCAUGCAGUCGCAAUUGCACAGAAUCUAGGCAUCCGCCAGAUUCUGAUUCAUCGAUACUCCUCAGUCCUUUCGGCCUAUGGAAUGUCAUUGGCAGACGUCGUCGAUGAAAAACAAGAACCGGAAUCAAAAACAUGGUCCGACACAAACGAUAAGAAGCCCGCUGCUGAGUACGGCGGAGAUGAAUGGGCGUUUGGCGACGCCUUUGUUAGACAACACGAACAGGAGUUUGGUUUCACAUUGCCUGACAGAGACAUCAUGGUCGACGAUGUACGUGUCAGGGGUAUAGGAAAGACAUUCAACGGGCUGGAGAAAACAGUAGAUGACCAACUCAAGGAGGCCAAGCCGAAGGACGUUACGAAUAAAGAAUGCCUCAAACGCCAAGUGUACUUCGAUGGAGGUCGACUUGAAACGCCUGUCUACAAGCUGGAUGAUCUCGCGGUCAAUGAUCGCGUGAAAGGGCCUGCUAUCAUAGUCGACGACACCCAAACAAUAGUGGUUACUCCGGAUGCGACUGCUCUGCUCACAGAUACCCAUGUUGUCAUAAACAUCGGCGAAGCCGACACAUCUGAUCAGAAGCCCAGCGCAAGCGGCAUGGACCCCAUCCUGUUGAGUAUUUUCUCACACCGGUUCAUGGCCAUCGCAGAACAGAUGGGACGUGCUCUGCAGAAGACGAGUGUCAGUACUAACGUGAAGGAGCGACUUGACUACUCGUGCGCCCUCUUCGAUUCCGAGGGAGGCCUUGUUGCGAACGCACCGCAUCUCCCCGUUCAUCUUGGUAGCAUGUCAACCUGCGUGCGGAUGCAAGCUCGGAUUUGGGAAGGGAAGUUGAAACCUGGUGACGUGAUUGUGUCAAAUCAUCCUGAAUACGGUGGAACUCAUCUGCCGGAUAUCACCGUUUUACAACCCACCUUUAACGAAGGGAAGAUCAUAUUUUACGUUGCUUCUCGAGCACAUCAUGCGGAUAUAGGAGGUAUUCUCCCAGGCUCUAUGCCGCCGCAUUCCAAGGAAUUGUACCAAGAGGGCGCUGCAAUCAAGUCGGAGAAAUUGGUCUCUGAAGGGAAGUUUAAUGCUGAAAAGAUGGAACAGCUGCUGUACCAUGAUCCAGCCCAAUACCCCGAUUGCAGUGGGACUCGAUGCCUUGCAGACAAUAUGAACGACUUGAAGGCCCAGAUUGCUGCCAACAAGAAAGGCAUCAAUCUGAUCAACUCCUUGAUUGAGGAGUACGGGGAAGAUGUGGUCUUAUUCUACAUGAAGAAAAUCCAAGACAAUGCCGAGCUCAGUGUCAGGAACCUUCUGAAAGAUGUCAGCAAAAGGUUCGGGGGCAAAGAUCUCAGCGCUGUCGACUUCAUGGAUGAUGGCAGCCCUAUUAAUUUGAAGAUAACGAUCGACGAGCAACGGGGAGAGGCUGACUUCGAUUUCAGUGGAACUGGUCCAGAGGUCUAUGGGAAUAUCAAUGCACCCGAGGCUGUGACAUAUUCAGCCAUCAUUUACUGCCUAAGAUGUCUGAUCUCCGAUGACAUUCCCUUGAAUCAAGGCUGUUUGACUCCUAUCAGGGUCAAGAUACCAAAGAAUUGCCUACUUUCUCCCUCGGGUACUGCGGCUGUAGUGGGUGGAAAUGUCCUCACGAGCCAACGGGUGACGGACGUAAUCUUCAAAUGUUUCAACGCUUGUGCAGCAUCCCAAGGAGAUACCAAUAACCUGACGUUCGGAUUCGGCGGUAACCUGCUUGGAAAAGAUGAGACAAAGGGAUUUGGAUACUACGAGACUAUUGCGGGUGGGAGCGGAGCAGGCCCCAACUGGGAUGGCACUUCGGGUGUCCAUACCCAUAUGACAAACACUCGCAUUACUGACGCAGAAAUCUUUGAGCGACGGUAUCCUGUCAUACUCCAUGAGUUCAGUCUACGACCAGGCUCUGGAGGAAACGGACAACACCGCGGCGGCGAUGGGGUCAUUCGAGAUAUCGAAUUUCGCAUUCCUGUCCAAGUCUCCAUCCUGUCGGAACGCAGAUGCUAUCGGCCGUAUGGGUUGGAAGGCGGCGAAGACGCCCAGUGUGGUCAAAACAUAUGGAUUCGGAAAGUCCCCGGUCAGAAUGGAGACACACAAACGAAGUUCAUCAAUUUGGGAGGUAAGAAUACCGCCAAUAUGCAACCGGGAGAGCGCAUUGUCAUCAAGACACCCGGAGGUGGUGGAUGGGGCAAAGCGGGCUCUGAAAAACAGAUCCGCAAAGAGCGAGAUGCGCGACAUGCCUGGUACGGUGGUUCGGUAGCGAGCAGUCUGUCAACACAGGAAUCAAGCAUGUGA
Molecule: messenger RNA, 3603 nt
Organism: Aspergillus terreus NIH2624
Lineage: Eukaryota; Fungi; Ascomycota; Eurotiomycetes; Eurotiales; Aspergillaceae
Product: 5-oxoprolinase
Exons: 7
Coding region: 1-3603 (1200 amino acids)
Biological process (GO): glutathione metabolic process
Cellular component (GO): cytosol
Molecular function (GO): 5-oxoprolinase (ATP-hydrolyzing) activity
Source: RefSeq, a predicted model, not a curated record